Molecule: messenger RNA, 1197 nt
Organism: Megalops cyprinoides (Indo-Pacific tarpon)
Lineage: Eukaryota; Metazoa; Chordata; Actinopteri; Elopiformes; Megalopidae
Gene: mpv17
Product: mitochondrial inner membrane protein MPV17
Exons: 7
Coding region: 417-950 (177 amino acids)
Cellular component (GO): cytoplasm; membrane
Source: RefSeq, a predicted model, not a curated record
UUUCAGCAUUUACUUUCUUUUCGUCUGUCUGUCUUCUCUCUUCUCAAGUUAGCCGCACUGUUUUGUGCAUUGGAAUUUCACAGUGCUAGGUGACACAAACAAGAAUGUUGUUUUCUCGCAAAAAUAGGUUCUAGUCUGUUUAAAUUGGAGAGAGAGGGCAAUCUUUGACUGAUGUAGAAGUGCAUCCGGUGCCUUUGAAUGCUAGCAUGUGUAGAUUAAUGACUUGACAUGUGUCAGAUGCUGAAGGACAUUUUUUGCAUCUGUCAAGUUGCAAACUGUACUUAACCUGGUUUUCUCUGACUUUCAAACAAGCUUGAACAGAAGACUUUUGAUUUUAGACAGUCCCGUGGGGAUGAUGGGUAGGUCUUUUUAUGAAGUUGUCUAGUGUCUGAUGGUCUUCUUUCAGGGCAAGUAGCAUGGCCGGCUUGUGGAGGUCCUACCAGGCACUGAUGUCCAAACGUCCUUGGACAGUCCAGAUACUCACAGCCGGCUCCCUGGUGGGGGUGGGCGAUGUCAUCUCCCAGCAGCUGAUCGAGAGGAGGGGCCUGGCCAACCACAGCCUGCAGAGGACGGCCAAGAUGAUGAGCAUCGGAUUCUUCUUUGUUGGCCCAGUUGUAGGAGGCUGGUAUAAGGUGCUAGAUUCACUGGUCACUGGAGGGACCAAAGCCGCUGCCUUGAAGAAGAUGCUUUUUGACCAGGUUGGCUUUGCACCCUGUUUCCUGGGUGCUUUCCUGGGCAUUUCUGGAACACUGAAUGGACUGACAGUGGAGGAGAACAUUGCCAAGCUGAGGAGGGACUACACAGAUGCUCUGAUCUCAAAUUAUUAUCUAUGGCCUCCCGUUCAGAUCGCUAAUUUUUACUUCAUACCACUGCACCACAGGUUGGCUGUGGUCCAGAUUGUGGCUGUGGUUUGGAAUUCCUAUCUGUCCUGGAAAGCCAAUAAGAUGUGAUGGAUUAGUCCUUGCCCCAUCCUACCUCAUAACACAGGACAAUCAAUGGUUUUGUUACAGAUAAGUGAAAUGGGGUCAACUCACUGCAAGGAAACCUGUUCACUUUAGCAAAACCUUUGAUACCAUGCAGCAAUAACUAAUAAACAAUGCAGUAUAUGUUUCAUUUUAGUUUAUUUUAAUGAACUAUGUUUAACUUGUGUUAGUACAGCUAUUUAGAAUUCCUUUUAUUAUUAUUAAUAUGUAGACU